UGUCAAAACUGGUCAAAACAAUCGGAAUUGAAUGUUUUAAAUAUUAUUCAUUAAGUAAUUUAAUAACGAUUCCAUAACGAACCAAAAACUUCAACACAACAAAAUGAAAGAACGAAUACGAAUCACCAUCGCCAAAAUCAGACCUAAACUCCACACAGCAAAAGCGCACCUCCUCAAAUUAGCACCCAAACAGAAAUCCAAGCGCUUGACCAUCCUCCUGCUAUUGCUCCUGUUGUCCUGCUCUCUCCUGUGUUGUCGGAGAAGGAGGCAGUGCUCGGCGCUGGAGGGGUAUGAGGCGGCGGUGCGGGGGGACGAGGCCCGGCUGCUGGGCGCGCUCGGGGACGCGGGGGGGGACCACCUCUGUAGGACUCAUACGGCGGAGAUGGUGAAUUUAGUGCCGUAUAACAGGAGCAUACCAGACGUGUGCCACCCGCUGUGCGCGCGCGCAGCCUACCCCCCCGCGCUGCCCCGCGCCUCCGCCGUCAUCGCCUUCCGUGACCCCCCCUACCCCGCGCUGCUGCGGACGCUGUGGAACCUGCUGGCAGCCUCCGGGUGGGUGGAGGGGGGCUACAGGGGAAGGAGGGCGCGUGGUGGGGUGAAUGGGAGUCGGGCCCAGCCUCCCUCCCCCCAUUACUUGGAGGAGAUAAUCCUGGUGGACGCGGCGUCCUCGCGCGAGGAGCUGCGGGGGAAGCUGACGCACUAUGUGAGGACGCGCCUGCCGCCCGGCCUCGUGAGGAUCAUCAGAUUACCACACUAUGUGGGCCGCACGCACGCUCGUGCCAUUGGCGCCCGCGCAGCCAAUGGGGAGAUCCUGCUGUUCAUGGAGGCCGGCAGCGAGGGCUCUCGUGAUUGGUUGCGGCCGCUGCUGCACCGCGUGGCGACCAACCGCAGGGUGGUGGCGGUGCCGGUGCAGGACCAGAUCAAUGCCGCAACGUUGGAGUACUCGGAGAUUGUGCUGUUUGAGACCUCGAUCGGUGGCUUCGACUUCUCCGGUGACUUCCUCUGGCUGCCGGUCCCCGGCGGCCGCCAGCCCGCGCCGCGCAGCAAGGUGGACCCCGUGCCAUCACCGAUCAUGUACGGGCGCGUGUUUGCCAUAGACCGCGCGUGGUUCCGCACGCUCGGUGGCUUCGAGGGCGCGCUGGCGGACGCGGCGGGGGACGCGCUGCAGCUGUCGCUCAAGAUCUGGAUGUGUGGAGGCUCCAUCGAGACCAUCCCGUGCUCCCACGUGGGCUCCCUGGAGCCGCCCGUGGAGCCUGCGGGGGCGGGCGCGGGCGGGGCGCGGGGGGCGCGCGCGAGGGCUGCAGUCGGAUGGAUGGACGAAUACGCAGAGCUGUUCUUUAUGUUUAACCCGGAGCUGAGGCAGCAGCAAUUGGAAACAGCGGCGGAAGACGAGACGUCACUCCUCGACUCACCGGAUGUGUCGUCACUCCUGGACCCACCGGACGUGACGUCACUCCUGGACGCGGGCGGCGACGUGGCGUCAUCGCUGAGGCUGCGCGCGCGCCUCCGCUGCCGCCCCUUCAGCUGGUACAUGCAGCACGUGUACCCGGACAAGUUCCUGCCAUUCGUGGACGUCGUGGCGUGGGGGCGCCUGGCCACCCCCGCCCCCCGCCAGCUGUGCGCGACGGGCGGCGGGCUGCCCCGCGUGCGCGCGCUGCCCUGCGCCAGGCGCCUGCGCGGCGACCAGCUGUGGGCGCUCGACCGCCAGCAGCGGCUCCGGAACGACGAGAAGUGCCUCGUCGUGUUUAACACUUUCCUACCGAUAGACAUGAGGGGAGUAGUGUUCAUGGUGUGCACGGUGGGAGAGCCCAGACAUAAUGAGCGCUGGGAGCUCCACUCGGGCUCGCUCCGCCACGUGGCGAGCGGCGCGUGCCUGGACGCGGGCUGGCUGGCGGGCGGGCCGCUGCUGCCCGGGCGCUGCGGCGGCGGCGCCACGCAACUGCGGUUCGACUUCCACGGCGACCAGCCCAUGUUCAGCAAGAAAGAGCUAUUCUCAUCCAAGGAGCAGCUGAUAGCUCUAGAGAAGAUCCGUCACGCGCGCGCCGCGGAGCUCCGGAACGACUCCGCGACGGAUGUCAGUAUUGGUAUAGACUAAUAAUAUUAGUCUAUGGUAUUGGGACGGACGUCCGGGUCAGGACGGAUGUCAGAGCGGGGACGGGGGCUGUGGGGACGGAUGGUAGUCAGCGGGCAUCUUCCUGUGGCGGCCAUUUCAAUGAACUGAUGUAAACUCUGAUAGAUGGUUUACAAACUGGACAUUGGUGAAGAAUCUAGAUACUAUCAAGUUAGGUACCUGAUAAUUUGUAUGCCAUUUAUUUUUACUUUUGGAUUAUAAUUUAGAUAGUGUAGGAAUUAUAUUCAAAAUAAUUAAAGAUGGGAAAUCUA
Molecule: messenger RNA, 2382 nt
Organism: Plutella xylostella (diamondback moth)
Lineage: Eukaryota; Metazoa; Arthropoda; Insecta; Lepidoptera; Plutellidae
Product: polypeptide N-acetylgalactosaminyltransferase 1
Biological process (GO): protein O-linked glycosylation
Molecular function (GO): polypeptide N-acetylgalactosaminyltransferase activity
Source: RefSeq, a predicted model, not a curated record